AGGUGAUGGACCCGCCACCCUUCAACUUCAAUUCAUCAGCAAAUACCUCGGUUAAACCUCCAACAGCUCCCAGCGCUUUUGGAUCAACAAUUCCUAAACCGUUUGGCUCGUUAUUCUCAAAGACAUCUUCACUCAAUCAGAAUACAAAGUCAGAUGCUAUAAAACAUGGAGAUGCCCCGGCUUCGACAAGUUCGCUCGCCAGCCGUCUCACGGUUCCUUCAACGAGCAGUUUUCCUUUAAAAGGAUCCGGAGACACAAAGGUACCAAAUUUACGAGAAGGUGAAUUUGCUAUUCGACCUCGACAACGAAUGAUACCACCAGCUGGAGCAAACUCACUUUUUCGACGACCACGUGAAGGAACACCUGAUGGAUCUGAAAACAGAAAUACAAAUUUUCAAAAAAAUCUAAACGAUAUAAAAUCAGAAGCUCCACUGGGAAAAGUGAAUUUCAGUCAAUUUGGACGAAAGGAUGAGAUUAAAAGUUUCUUUGGGAGAGCAAAACCGAAAAUUGAAGAGGAAUCAAUAGAUGAAACAGAUCAUGUUAUUAAAAAAGAAGCUCCUCCCAGUAUGUUCGGCGUUACAUUAGCAGCUCCUAAAGGAUUCGGAUCAAUUUCUAGUUUAACGGAGAAACCCAGUUCUUCAAUAAAAUCAUUUGGAUCAUGGAAGCCUUCGAGUCGAUCGUCACCAGCACCACCAGACACCCGUCAGAUCGAGCCUUCCGGAUUAGAAGAAUCAAAAUUAAUCGAAAAACUUGCAAUGCUGAAAGGCAAACAUUGCCCUGAUGAUUUCGAAAAAUAUCAAAUCUUUGUCAAAAGGGACGGAUUUCUUUGUCAGUUGCGAGAAAUCAAUAGUCCUGUGAUAAGAAAUCUUGAACGAUGUGAGGAGAUGUGCACAGAGAAAGAACGAUAUCAGAGAAUUGUCCAAAAAGGAGUUUCUCCGUAUGAAUGUGAUAUUGUGAGUGGUGAUGUUUCCCAUGAAAUGAUGGUUAAACAGUAUGCACGAUCAGCUGCAGAUCAGGAAAGACCAUUACCACACGAAUUACGAUCGGAGAAGAUUAUGAAUCAAACAACAUGCUAUUUGCUACACAAUGUCCUCGACGAUUUCCCAGAUUCAGCUGAUCAACGCGGUGCUUGGUACAAUUUCCUAUGGAAUCGAACACGAGCAUUGAGAAAAGAAGUGACACAACUAUCGCUUUCCGACACGUUGGCCUUGAAUCUUGUAGAGCGAUGCACACGGCUUCAUAUUCUUUUUGGAUAUGUUCUAUGUGAUCUUGGAGUGGAACAAUUCGAUCCUGCAAUGAACAACGAAACGCUCGGAAAAUGCCUACAAACUCUGCGGCAUUUAUACGAGGACUUUGAAAAACGUGGUAUUUCCUGUGAGAAUGAACCGGAAUUUCGAUCGUAUGAUGUGAUGCUUCAUAUGAAUGACACAAAUGUUCUGGCACAAGUACUAGCUUAUAGAAGUGAAGUUCGUCAAUCUCAACCCGUUCGACUUGCUCUUCAACUUGCAACUGCUUUUCGUGAUAAUAACUACUUCCGAUUCUUCCGCUUGCUUCAAACUCAAGCAUCUUAUCUUCAAUGUUGUGUAGCACACAAGCUGUUUGCUGUAACACGCAGCAAUGCAAUACGUAUAAUGUCAAUUUCCUAUGGAAUAGGAAAUAUCCCAUACCCACUUGAUAAGCUUCAACGUAUCCUUGGAUUUGACAACACUGAAGAUUUGACAGUAAUGUUGAACAUUUAUGAAUUAGAAAUAGAAGGAAGCGAUGUGAUAUUAGCAAAGGAUGCAAGAUAUACAUUGAAUAAUGUUGUUCCUCUUAAACCAAAUCAAUGGAUUGAUGAGAAAAAAAACGGGAAAUUAAGUCAAGUUGUCUAUGGUCCUGGAUUAUUCCAAUUCAUUGCGUCUCGCUGUGAUGUCUCCAAUUCGUUCAAUCAUCGAAAUGAGUAUACAAAUGAUAAAAUACUGGAAAUGAUACUCAGUGGAUCAGAUAUUCCUAUUAGAAAUAACACAUCCUCAGCCUCAUUCGCACAAUCGGCAGGGUCGCUGCCAAUGCAAGCUUCAAUGGAAAAUAGAGAGAAAAUGGAAGUGGAACGGUUAAAGAGAUUGGAAUUAGCAACAAGAGAAAAGUUGAUCCAAAAACUGAUGACAGGAGUGAUAGAUCAAGUUAUUCAUGGAAUUGCAAAUGAAGAAACAAUGAAAGCAAAAAUUGUCCGAAAACAAAUGCUGGCCAUUGAAAAUGCACGAAAAUUGAAAGAAGAGCAGGUUCGGUUGGAAAAUGAGAAGAAACUAAAACGAAUUGAACAAGAGAAGAAUAUUGCAAAGGAAUUGGUUUUGAAAGUUGAAAAGGAAAUAUCUGAGAAUGCGUUGAGAAUGAUUAUUGACGAUGAAAUUAGACGAGAACGAAGAGAACGGGAACGGAAAAUGGCUCAUGAAAUUGUCGGGAAAUUUUGGAGAGUUGUUCUAAAAUCAGUUGAUAAUCAUGUAAAAUCGAUUUGUAUCGAGAUGGUUAACGAGAAGGAGACUAUAAGUGAAGGACUUGAAAUAUUUAGAGAACGAGUAUCGAGGCAAUGGCUGCUACAGUUUUGGAAUCGAUGGAGAGACUGGGUUCAAAUGAAAAAGGCGGCAAAACUGAAAAGAAUUGAGAUGAUUAGAAGAUGUGUUCCGAGAUGGGAAUCUGAAGAAAUUUCUCUCAAUCUCGUCAAGAAAUACGGACCAACAAACACCCAAAAAUCUCCAAUCUGCCCAAUUCUCAAUCGACCUUCAAAUCAUAUUCAAGUAAUAAUGUUCAAAAGAAGACGCCAACAUCGUAUUGUUAAUGAUAUGUUUCAAAAAUGGAAAUCGUAUACUAAGAAGCGAAAGGCGUUGAAGAGAAUAGCAGAAGAGAAGCAGAAACGAGAGAAUGAAUUCUUUUCGAGAUUCAACAAAUGUGCACUGAUUGAGACAAGAUUCAAAUUCGAUGCUCCUGAUGAUUGGAUGAAGAUAAAGAGAAGAAGAAGUGAUAAUCAUCAGCUGAAUAAAAAACCUGUGAAUGAUUCACAAAUAACGGUCCACUCUCCGGAUACAUCAAUUUCCAUUGCCCGUAGACAUCUACAAGACUGGGAACCUGAGGCUGUACUCCCAACUGAGCUGAAGGAAAAGAUCAAAAGAAAACGGGAAUCGUUCGAAAAAGUUUUUGAAGAGCACUCAAAGAAGAAGAAACAAGAUGAAGAAUUGAUAAGUAAUGAAGCAAAAGCAAACUCUGUUCAUAUGAAACAGGUGUCUGUAGAAGCAGAUGCUCUUCUCGAUGAAACACUCCGAUACACAGCAGAGCUUGAAAGGAUGAUGGCUGAAGUCAGAUCGAGACGUGUCGAUGAAUUGUGAAUUUGAGAAGCGGGUGUCUCUCCAAUCCCAAACCGAUGAUAAUCUUUCCGAUUUACUGUAUUAUUAUUUUUUAAUUCUUGUUUGGUUCUCAACAAUUUUUAUUACGAAAAAAUAUUUUCUUUU
Molecule: messenger RNA, 3479 nt
Organism: Caenorhabditis elegans
Lineage: Eukaryota; Metazoa; Nematoda; Chromadorea; Rhabditida; Rhabditidae
Gene: mcm-3AP
Product: PCI domain-containing protein
Exons: 10
Coding region: 6-3356 (1116 amino acids)
Source: RefSeq, marked reviewed